Anopheles funestus (African malaria mosquito) is the source of this 4069-nucleotide messenger RNA. RefSeq lists its product as uncharacterized. The record is from RefSeq and is a predicted model, not a curated record. Bases 1269 to 2315 code for a protein of 348 amino acids. The transcript has 3 exons. NCBI's taxonomy places the organism in Eukaryota, Metazoa, Arthropoda, Insecta, Diptera, Culicidae.
AAUUUCCUACUAAGCGCUUGAGGUACUAUACUAAUCGACUAUUAUCGAGUAUUAGGUACUUUAUGUAGUUUUAUUCAGCGCACUCACCAGAAUGGCAACAUAAUUAUUUUUCUUUCAUCAUCAUUAGUUAUUAAUUAUGUUUCUUGUGCUAAACACUUCCAUAAGCAAACAUAUCUUACACUAAAACUUCCAUUAUGAUAUGAAUAAAUAAUUUCGUUUAAAUUUAAAGCACCAAUCGCGCAUCUUAAAAACUCUCCUACUGACCUCCCAAAAAAACAGCCAGAAGAAACAUUAAUAAACGAUAAUUGAUUUUCACUUGCCAUUUUCUUCACUCGCACUUUUGGCGGAUACAUCGACGCCCUAAUGCGUCUCAUAACUCUCAACGGGUCCGCGCAGAUGUGCACUUUUGCAAACCAAACCUCAUCCCAUCAUUUCAAUUGUUGUGCAUAAAGAUCGCGACCAUUAGCCACCAUUAAACGACUUUGCAUGGCAUCCUUGUCACAUCCUCCCAUUCCCACAUCAAUUGAUUAUGCAUGAAAGGAUAAUUUCCCAAUACUUACCCCUAAACAUAUACCUCUGUACCAGGCGCCGCGUGCGUCACUCGUUGCUAUAGAUGUUGUUCUCACCACCCCACUCUGCUCUUACCAUCCGUGCAGGGGGUUGUGCACACCGCGUGUACCAAACAACAAACCCCCGCAGGGCCAAUAAGUAGGGUGAAUUGAACCGAUUGUUUUGCAGCGCGAAACGGCCCAACACGUUGCCCAACACGGUAGGGGGAGGAGUACAGGUGGCUCGAGAAUUGAGCCGCGAGGUGAAAACUCGCGGAAAUCAGCGUGAAAAUAACUUUAUCGUUGCUUCCCCCAACUUCGCUCCACUCCAAAGUGGCUGUCGAGAAUAACACCAUUUAGAGCCAUAAAACCAUAAGCCCAAUCGUCGCGACUGCACAGUUAUGAUCCGCCACCGGAACCGUACGCCACGACGAACCAUCGGCACUAGGGUGUGAGGGAGUGUGUGUGUGUGCGUGUUUGUGUUUUGUGAGUUUAGUAUGGUUGUGAAGUGCAGUCGAUUUUGGUGUUGAUUUUCGGGCGAGUUGUUGUUGAACCGAAAAUGCUUUGUUGAUAAACUUUGUGUACAACAAUCCGAUUGAGCUGGUUUCGGGCUUUGGGAAGUUGAAGGUUUUUCUUUCCAAUCGCCCCGUUUAUGUCCACUGCUGCUAAAGCACGCUCGAGACGACAUCCGAGACAACGGGACCAGUUUUGCUGCUGACAAUGUUGUGCCGUCGCAUGCGUUUGACCGAGCGCCAUCUUCAACCACCGAGGGAACCAAUGGAAGGACCGAUCGUACGGCCAUGUACAGCACGGAAACUGAUGAAUCUCGAUACUGCCACCAGCAACACCACAACCACCACCAACAUCGCCAACAGUUCCCCACACACAAUCAUCACCAUACCUACGGGAGAUGAUGCUGGCACAAACUGUGAGGGACAACCGUUUUCACCACGUGGGAGGAAAUCAACCGAAGGGCCCAAAACGCCUCUGAUGAUUGUUAAUUUGAACAUCCCGCCCGGUACGGAGACACUCGCACCGAAAAGCGCAUCCCGCUCGGAGCGUCACAAGCUGCCCCACUUCUGCAUGCAGUAUCGUAAUUUCGGAAGAUACUGUUCGGCACCACCGGGAUGUACCGGGCCCGGGUCCGGAGUUCCAACCGUCGUCGGUACGGCAGGCGGUCCUGGCAGUGGUCUCAUUCCGCAGAUAUUCAUCCAGAGCUUCGAGCUACAGGAUCGCCGAGCGGUGGACGGUCCAGGUGGAUCGGCCGAGCACGAUCAACAGCAGGGAAGCCAGUACAACAUCAUUACCGAAAACGAUGAGGAUACGUUUGCGACGCUACUGUUGGAUAACAUUUCCAACAUUUCGCUGGAGAUGAUACAGCGUCAUCAGCAGAAGUUGCUCGGUACAACGGCUUCCUCCAUUACGGAGAGUCCGCUCGUCACGGGUGCUACGGGUGGUAGUGCGACCUGUUUCCAGCACGUCGAAGGUUGCAGCAGCAUGGAGCGAACGGAGAGCAAAACAUCCACCGAUGCUUUACUGCCCAUGGACGGGCGGAUGGAUUCGCAUGAGGAGCGUGAGCGGCAACCUAGCAGGGGACAGUCAGCAUCGGGUCCUUCGGUUGACCGAUUAGCGGUAACGCCGGAGGGCCAAGAUGAUCAGAACCCCGACAUUCCAGCAGGUUAUAGAUCGUUGUGCUACCGAACACCAAGUCCCAAAACGCGUCAAAUCAUUCGAGUGGACAUUGUUACCAGCAGGGAAAAGUAUUGAAAGCUUCCUUUACAGUGGGUUAAAUCGUUGGUAAUUGCUUUAAUCGUUGCAAGAUGCGAAUAAUAAAUAAACCUCGUUUAGACGUAUAAUGAUUCUUUUCUUUUGUUUUUUGGUUAAAUGUUCCACCCAAUAUCGUCUCGAAAACCCUCUCAACGAUGUGCUAUUCUGAGACCUUCUCGGAAAGCAAGCAUCUUUUAGAAAGUUCCACAAAAUAAUCGUUCCACUCCAGGUGAAAGCAACAUCUCGCACGAAUCCCAUUCCUCAUCGGAACAGCUGAACAGAAAAUUGCGGAUCCUACACAUCCACAGACAGCUGUUUGGGGCUCGUGCUGUUGUACACCAAACUGAAGGACAAACAACAACAAAAACUAGCUGGAAACAAAACCCUAUCCACCAUGGCUAAUUAGUUGCUGCCAUCCCAUCUCACCGCAGCGCAUCAGAACCACACAAGCGAAAGCACUCGGUUCGGAUUCUUCAAUUUGCUUCCGCGGCCCCAAAAACUGCAUUCAAAAUGUGCUUCUAAUAUGAGCUACAAAUUAACUAACGCGCGCACACGGCUAUAAACUGCCAUGCCUGCUGCACUACAUUGUCGCAAAUGAUGCCGUUCCGAUUGGGAACGCCGGCAGCGGCGUCGGUGUGUCGUAAAAUGAUUUUAAUAGCGGAAACAUUAACCGAUAACGGGGGCCCCUCUUGUGCAUGUGGAAAGUGGAAAAGCGAUCAGUCUGAUCGUUUUAUGAUGUUUUUUUGUUUUGUUUGAUGUGCAUUCCUUUGCUAACAAUGAGUAGAUCAUUUGUGUUGAAAGUUGUAUUCAAAUAUGUCUUUGUUAUUCGACUCUAAUAAAACAAAAUAACAGCAUGGCGUAUUAUAAAAUUAUUCGGGAUUUUUACGAAUAAGCAAUGUGAAUAAGCUCAACAAUCCAGUCGAAAUAAUCUUUUACAGCUUCAUUUCGUGAUACACGCUUCAGUCGCAACAUUUAAGGUUAGGCUCUCAGUAUGUACGGUGUGUUCUUACACCCCAAUACAAAUCGUCCCGAAAAAGGUCAAUCAACUUUCCAAGAACUUCCUUUUUUUAUUAUAUACACAAAAGCGAAACAAACGGUGCAUUUUUCGACCUGCCCAUAUUACCUUUUUUGUGGUUCCCUUCAAAAUUUCUUUUCCCAAUCAAAAUUCGCCACAAUCUUCAUUCAACAUUCGCAUGCAAUUUUUUUUUACAGAACCAUUGCAAAAAAGCCCCUUAAUCUCUAUACUGAGAAUAUAGCGAACAAUAUAGAAAACACGCGAACGUAACCAAAAGCAGUGUCCAUUUAAUCCGCGGCGCAGAUAGAAAUAACGUUUGAUUGGGAGUAGAGGGUCCCAACAACAACAACAAAAAAAGCCCAUACAUGCCAUACAGCAUCCCAAAAUCAUAGGGCUCAAUAUUAUUCCCUUUUCCCCUUUACACUGAUUUGAUUUGCCCCACGUUUUCCGUUUACCGGGCGUUUUUUGAGUUUUAGUUUUUUAUUUCCUCUUGCUGUUUUUUUUUUUGUUUUUAAAAUCUAUAACCCAACACACCGCAAGCGAGGGAGAAAAAUCUCCUCCGGUGCUGUAUUUAUGAGUCCUAAUGAUACGGGACCCGAAAAGAUGAUGCGCCAUUACACACUCCAAUCGAGGGAUAUCGAUGAGCUAUCGCUGUACGGUGAUAAUUAAAAUAAUAUAUUACCCAAACAGCCGCUCAAAGACACAGACACACACGUGUGUGUGCACGUCGCCAGUCAGU